CGGGUUUCCCAUUUCCUUCCUCUACAAAAGUCUCUUUAUCUCUCUAAACAUCUCUCUUCCCAUGGGAUGUUCAUGAUAAUAUUGAGCAAAAAGCCAGUUAAAAUCCCAUGGGAAGCUGUGUGUCAACACCGGCAAAACUAGCUGCAAUUUCGAGGAAGCAGCAUUUCCACGGUAAAACCAAAUCAAAUGUCCAACAUGAUGUCGACCAGACGUGCAAAUUGGGGGCCUUUCGUGUCACAACCGUGCUCAAGGACCUUUGUGGUGAAAACAUUUUUGACAAAUACAGGUUUGAAAAGGAAUUAGGUCGUGGCGAGUUUGGCAUCACAUACCAUUGCUUCGACCUCAUCACUAAGGAGACUUAUGCCUGCAAGAUGAUAUCUAAGGCAAAGCUCCGAACAGAGAUUGACUUGGAGGAUGUGAGAAGGGAGGUGGAAAUAAUGAGGCAUUUGCCUAAGCAUCCCAAUAUUGUUAGCUUCAAGGAGGCAUAUGAAGAUAAGGAAGCUGUGUAUCUUGUAAUGGAGCUUUGCAAAGGUGGUGAACUUUUUGAUAGAAUUGUUGCUAAAGGCCAUUACACAGAGCGUGCUGCUGCUAAUGUUACCAAGACCAUUAUUCAAAUUGUCAAGGUUUGUCAUCAACAUGGAGUGAUACAUCGUGACCUAAAACCUGAGAAUUUCUUAUUUGUUGAUGAAAGUGAAACUGCUCAAAUAAAGGCAAUUGAUUUUGGCCUUUCUAUAUUCUUCAAGCCUGGUCAACUUUUUAGCGAUAUUGUUGGAAGUCCUUAUUACAUGGCUCCAGAAGUCCUAAGACGUAACUAUGGCAAGGAAGUUGAUGUAUGGAGUACAGGUGUUAUCUUGUAUAUCUUACUUUGUGGAGUUCCUCCCUUUUGGGCUGAAACUGAAGAAGGAAUCGCACAUGCAAUUAUAAAAGGAAACAUAGAUUUUGAAAGGGACCCUUGGCCAAAGGUUUCCGAGGAAGCAAAGGAUCUAGUGAAGAGCAUGCUUGAUCCAAAUCCAUACAGUAGGAUGACAGCUGAUGAAGUUCUUGAUCAUCCUUGGAUACAAAAUGCAAAUCAAGCUCGUAAUGUUUCUUUGGGAGAAAAUGUAAGAACAAGGAUUAAGCAAUUCUCCUUGAUGAACAAGUUCAAAAAGAAAGUUUUGAGAGUAGUAGCGGAUAACUUGCCACAUGAACAAAUCAAUAGUAUCAUUCAAAUGUUCCAUAUGAUGGACAUAGAUGAAAAUGGAAACUUGACAUUUGAAGAGCUCAAACAUGGUCUUCGCAAGCUUGGGCAUUCUAUUCCAGAUCCUGAAAUACAAAUGUUGAUGGAUGCAGCUGACACAGAUGGAGAUGGCACACUUAGCUGUGACGAGUUCAUAACAAUGUCUAUCCACCUGAAAAGGAUUGGCAAUGACGAGCAUCUUUCCCAAGCCUUCCAUUUCUUUGACAAGAAUAAAACGAGUUACAUUGAGCUCGAUGAGUUAAAAGAAGCCUUACUAGAUGACGACCUUGGUCCAAACAACGACCAAGUUAUUGAAGACAUUAUGCACGAUGUUGAUUUGGAUAUGGAUGGUCGAAUUAGUUAUGAAGAAUUUAAGUCAAUGAUGGAAACAGGGAUGGAUUGGAAAAUGGCUUCACGACAAUAUUCAAGAGCUUUGCUAAAUGCACUAAGCAUCAAAAUUUUGAAACAAUCUGGCCAACUGAAAUGACAAGCUUUUCUUCAAGGAAUAAGAGCUUCUACAACAAAUUUUUCUUCCCUAAACAAAGAAUGAAUGAGAGGUAAUUCUGUGACCAAAGUAAGUAAUGCGUUGUUUUGUGCAGUGGUUUUGAUGUUGUAAAAUAUUUCAAUGGGAUGUUUAAGGGCAAAAAGUAUUCCCAUUUGAAUUUCUACAAGUUGGGAGAUGGAAGUUGAAAAUGAAUUUUGUAUUCAUCU
Molecule: messenger RNA, 1927 nt
Organism: Rubroshorea leprosula
Lineage: Eukaryota; Viridiplantae; Streptophyta; Magnoliopsida; Malvales; Dipterocarpaceae
Source: the annotation of a GenBank genome assembly